Messenger RNA from Sceloporus undulatus (fence lizard), 3709 nucleotides. RefSeq names its product N-terminal EF-hand calcium binding protein 3 (gene NECAB3). The record is from RefSeq and is a predicted model, not a curated record. Gene Ontology annotation, biological process: regulation of amyloid precursor protein biosynthetic process. Gene Ontology annotation, cellular component: endoplasmic reticulum; cytoplasm; Golgi cis cisterna. Gene Ontology annotation, molecular function: calcium ion binding. The transcript is spliced from 13 exons. Lineage: Eukaryota; Metazoa; Chordata; Lepidosauria; Squamata; Phrynosomatidae. Bases 157 to 1239 code for a protein of 360 amino acids.
AAAGCAUCUCUUGGUUCCAGCUCCUGCAGAGCAUCCUCGGUCACCCACUGUCUCUAUAGACACAGCAUCCUCUGUAGCAGGCAGUUAGGGGUUUGUGUAAAAAAGAGCCUUCUCAAGCAUCUGUGGAAGAAGAAACCAGAGAUCCAGAGUGGAAAGAUGAUGGCAUGCACAGAGAUGCUGACAAUGUGCUUGCUUUCUGCCAAGCAUGCUUACAGCCCCAAAUCCACUGAGACCCAGCAGCACUAUGGCAAAGGACUCACGAUCUUCCAUGAUAUUUUUCGGCGAGCUGACAAGAAUGAUGAUGGGAAGUUGUCAUUUGAAGAAUUUAAAAACUGUUGUGCUGAUGGCAUCCUCAGCUCUGAAGAACUAUGGGAGUUGUUCAGUGGCAUUGACAGACGUCAUUCAGGCAAUUUAGAGACUGAAAAGUUUUGUGAUUAUUUCUCAGAACAUCUUGGAGAAUACAGGCAUGUUCUAUCUGCUUUGGAGCAACUCAACACUGCAGUCUUGUCAGCCAUGGAUAAAACCAAACUGGUGUAUGAGAACUCCUCCAAAAUGGAACAGUUUGUGACUCGCUUCCUAUUGCGGGAGACAAUGAACCAGUUACAAUCCCUGCAGGUCUCACUGGAGUGGGCUGCAGACACCAUUGAAGAACAAGCUGGCCAAGAAAGGAAGGAUGUAAAAAAACCACAAGCGCUUGUUGGACCACGCACUCUAAAAAGAUGUGGCCGUAGAGUUCAGAAGAACAUCUGCUUGUCUCCUACAGAUCCUUAUUCAGGGAUGCUGACCACAGGCGUUUGUGUGAACACCAAUAACCACUGGACUUCUCAGGUUGACCACCUACAGCAACUUAUUGACAAACUGGAAUGUAAGAAUCCAAGGCUGGAACCUCUGAAAGACAACAUGGUCUGCAAAGGAAGGGAUUCUCACAUCUUGGUGGCACAGAGACAAAUCUCAGUGGGAGAAAGUGGAUUAGAGGCAUUCUGCCAGGCACUCCAAUCCUACACAGAAAUCACAUCUGGACAGAGCAGCUGCCUACAUGUAUCUGCUCACAAAAUGAUGUUGAGCGACACAUGCUUCAUCUUGUAUGAGUUCUGGCAAGACGUGGCUUCAUGGGGAAGCCACGUGCAAUCAGACUACAGUAUGAAGUUCCAACAUGCCAUCAUGGAGAUAGUGGACUCUCCAGAACUCUUAACCACUAUGCUUUUUCCAGCUUCAUGGUGGAUCAUGAACAAUAACUGAUGUUCCCUCAAGACAACCAGCAUGUAGAUGGAUCAAGCACUCUCUUUCAUAGAAAGCCUUCCUUCCAGAGCUGUCCUUCCUUAUCCCACUCUCCUUCAGUGUUGCUUUCUUCCUCUGUAUUCAUGUAGAAUGCUUCCUUUCUUCUGCAACUGUGGAAAUGGGACAGUGCUUUUGAAUGUACCCUGCCAUCCUGCCUGAACAUCACCUGCAUCCUACUUCCUUGUUAACAUAGGAUUUUUCACUCAAAGCAAUGGCAUAUCCUUGCUAGCAUGUUGUCUAAAAGAACAAACUAUCAUGAAAGCAUUAUGGUUGGUGAUAUGACAGUCAGUUGACUGUCAUUUGUAACAUGUCAAUGCAAAAGUAGAGAAUAAUUUAUAUGCUCUUUGGCACAGUUCUCAUAAAUACUGACAAGGAAACCUUCUCUGUGGUUACCAUAAAAAGUACUUUCUUGCAUGAUAAAGAGCUGUAGCAGUAUCUGCUUAGAUUCUUCUUGAAUCAAAGUGAAUCUCUGUUAAAGGCAGUCAUUGAUUUGUAUCAAAUAAUGAGUACUGGGAUGAAGAAAUAUGGUCCUUCCAAUGGGAAUACUUUGACUGCAACUCCCAUCAGCCAUAGCUAGCAUAGUCAAAGGCUGAAGAAGAUCUAGAGGAUCACAUUGCCCAUCCCUGAACUUGACAAUAUCAUCUGCAGUCUGAUCAGUUUCCUAAGCCUUUGUUUUAUCAUAUCUGUAAUGCUAGAUGCUAUAUCCAAUGUAGAGAACUGAUGUUUAAAUUUGCAUUCUUUGAACAUUGUAUGAAAUCCUGAACAAUGUAAAACUUUAUUUUCUCUUUAAAACAAUCAAUAUGAAGUAGAAAUAAGCAGAAUGUGGGUGUGAUUUUAUUUUAGGAUAGCUGAAAACAUGAAACAAUGAGGAUGGUGCUAUGUUUUCAUCUAGGAAUGGCUAACUCCUCUCAUCUCAAGGGCUAUUCAAUUCUUUGGUCAGAAGCCUGAAUGCCCAACUAUAGUUUCAUGCAGAAACCAGAGCCGGGGUGUGUGUGGUGUGUGAACUAGUGUUCCAUAAUUACUGGGACAGUAUGGGAAAUAGCCAUUUCAGUUGUAUUCUGAGAGCUGUAGUCCUAAAAAUUAAUUUUUCCAAGCUCUGGCAUAAACUAACUUGGUUAGGCCUCAUAAUAAAAGUAACAUCAUCACUUUUGAUCUAGCAAGGGCUUCACAGUUAUGGAGAACAUGUAAUGAGGCAAAAUGGGGCCACUGCAUAUUUGAUUUGCUUCUGUCAGUGUUCCAGACUGCUAUUUGCUUAAAGGAGGCCUGUAAGUCUCCCUCUUUCUCAUGAGAUAAAAGCGACAGUGGUGUGGUCAUGAGGAGCAAGGAUGGGACAAUUUUAGGCAUUUCAGUUUCAUGACUUCUUCAUUCCCCUGAUGGCAAAAUUGUUUCAGCCCACCUUUUUGUGUGCAUUUCGCCUUAUAAAUGUAUUUCAUACACACUUUUUUUCUAGCGUGUGUAUUUUUUGCAAGCAUUCUUUCCCCAGUAUAUUGUAGUUUUGUGCACCUUUCUCCCUAAUAUACAAAUUUUUGUGGAGGCUUUUCCCCUGUUGUAAACCAGAAUGCAAAGGUCUGAAACUUGUCAAUUUCUCUGUGCAAGUGUGUGUUGGUUCAUUUAUAAGUUCUGCAAGUAUACAUUUGGUUACACUCAUACACAAAUGUAGACCUGACACGAUACUGCUAUUUCUCCCGUUGGGAGUUUUAUAGGGAAAGAAAUUCUUGGGGAAAGGGGUAAGCAUUCCCUUGCCUUGUACUCUUUUUCCUGUGGGUGUUUGCAAUGGGGGACUUUUAAGAUUUCAUCAUACUUAGCCUCAUUGUAAGGUAUUUUGUAUGUUGGAAGGUUUGUACAUAGGGAGAGAAGAAGAAUAUAUUGAAAACUCUUCUACACAAAUGUAUAGCGCAUAUGCCAAAAAAAAGUCUCAUUACAGUCUGUUUCCUGGGAAUUGUAGGAUGUUAUGGAGAGGGGCUUAAGCCUUUAGAGAAUUCCCAGAAUCCUCAUCAAACUACCAUUCCCAGGAUUCCUUGAGAGAACCUGAACAGUCUCUUAUUUUGCUUCAAUUCUCUGACUGGUUUUUGUAAACAGGCAGUCCAACAGCACUUACUCUGCUACUGGGGGAAAAAUAACCUUUAGAAAAUAGAAAAGAAAGUUUAAUGGUGUUCAGAAACAAAACAUAACUUUCUCAGAACUAGUGGUUUGAAGCUUUGCCAUCAGUAUAUAGCUCCCCCAUAAAAAUAAGGGACAUCAUUCAUUUGCAAAAAAAAGAAAGAGAGAAAGCUAUCAAUCCAAGGAAAGCAAAGUUUCUUAUCCAUUUUACAAAUGCCUGGUUAUUUAGUGUUCUUUUUGUGUAAAUUCAAAGCUGUCUGUACUCAGUAACCAAAACAUGGCUGUGUCUCCUGUUUCUUUAUCUCUUAAUAAACAAUUCCACACUCCUGCA